GGCCCACUAGAUGUCAAUGUUACACCACAGGCGUGACGCCAUGGUUCAUGAAACCUGACCUGCAUUGCCUGAAGGGGUGGAUCUGUACAAUGAAAGGUUUGUAAUCAAACUACGCUCCAAGCAUAUAAAUACGCACAUGCUCUGUUGCACACACACAAUCGGCUCUUUCACACAGCGCUUUCACUAUGGGCUUCCGGGCUGCUGCAACCUGGUACCGCUGCCUCCCAGCGCUCUGCUCCGGGACAGCGCUUCGGGUCGCUCCGGUGCUCAGACCCGCACCCUUCGCUUCCAUCCCGGGCAGAAGAAACCUGAACGUGCAGACAGCAACUGAGGCGGUUAGGCUGAAGAGCAUUGAUGACUUACCGGGGCCCAGCCGGACCACCAGUAUGUACUGGUUGUUGGUCAAAGGAUACGCGGAAAAGAUGCACUUACUGCAGGGCUUACAGAAGCGUCAGUAUGGACCCAUCUGGCGCUCCAAGUUUGGCCCUUUUGACAUCGUCAAUGUGGCGACUCCUGACCUCAUUGGUCAGGUGAUCCAGCAGGAAGGCCGCUACCCAGUCCGAGUUGAGAUGCCCCACUGGAAGGAGUACAGGGAGCUGAGGGGCCAGGCCUACGGACUCCACGUAGAAACAGGACCAGAGUGGUAUCGCAUCCGCAGUGCCCUGAACCCCAAGAUGCUGAAGCUACAGGAGGUAUCGGUUUAUGCCUCCACCAUCCAGCAGGUGACUGGAGAUCUGCUGCAACGCAUUGAGCUCUUACGAGCUCGCAGUCAGGACCAAGCCACAGUUUUGGACGUGGCAGCUGAGCUCUACAAGUUUGGCUUUGAAGGUAUAUCCUCCAUCCUGUUUGAGACCAGACUGGGGUGCCUGCAGGAGGAGAUUCCCCAUGAGACUCUUCGCUUCAUCAAGGCUCUUAACGACAUGAUGACGUUUGCUGACAUGGUGCUUCUCUUCCCACGAUGGACCCGCAACAUCCUCCCCUUCUGGAAACGCUUUGUUCAGGCCUGGGAUGACCUCUAUGAAGUAGCUCAGAUGCUCAUCGACAGAAGAAUGGCUGAAGUUGAAGCUCAGGUGAGCAGGGGUGAGCCUAUAGAGGCCAUGUACCUGACCUACCUGCUGUCUUCUGGCAAACUGACCAAAGCGGAAGUCUACAUAAGCGUUACAGAGCUGAUGCUGGGAGGAGUCGACACGACGUCCAACACCUUGUCGUGGGCUUUGUAUCACUUAGCGAGAGACAGCAGGGCUCAGGAUCGACUUUACAGCGAGGUGAAUUCGGUUUGCCCAGACAAGCGGGAGCCAACCAUGGAUGACCUGAGCAGGAUGCCCUUCCUGAAGGCCGUCAUAAAGGAGACAUUACGCCUGUAUCCAGUGGUUCCUGGAAACGGACGCUUUGUUUCGGAGAACGAGGUGAUUCUGGAUAACUACUGGUUCCCGAAGAAGACUCAGUUCCAUCUGUGCCAUUAUGAAGCCUGCCACGAUGAGUCCGAGUUCACAAAUGCUGAGCACUUCCUCCCAGAGCGGUGGUUUCGCAGUGACACGCCGAAUAGCCGCAGCGACAGAGCCAGGCCCGGCUUCUACCAGCAUAACCCUUACAGCUUCAUCCCGUUCGGCGUCGGGGUGCGAGCCUGUGUGGGGAAGAGGGUGGCAGAGAUGGAGAUGCACUUUGCUCUGUCCAGGCUGAUGCAGCAUUACGAGAUCCAGCCUGAAGAUGGUGCACCGACAGUGGAGGCCAAAACUCGGACGCUGCUCAUUCCCGCUAAGCCCAUCAACCUGCGCUUCCUCCCCAGAGUCUGAAGAUGGUGCCAGUGAUGGCAAGCAGCUCGUACAUUCACAAUAAAAGUGCUCCCAGAAGUUUCUUUCUCAGUGUAACUUUAGUUUGAGCAACAGGCUAAAACUGCACAGAGGUACAAAUGAGUAAUUAGAUAAAAAUUUAAGGCCAUUUCUGGUGUUUGCCAGUCUGGGUGUGGUGCAGUUACGCAUCUGAGCCUUAAUGGUGCAGAUUCCUGUCAGCAGCUGCAUUUAACAAAUUUCAGCAAUGAUGGUAGUGAGUAAAUCCUCAAGCCAGGUUGACACAUGCAGGGAUUUCUCUUUAGGAACACAUUUAAUGGGCACAUUUAUCAUUUUAAAGAAAUAAGCUCAUAAUUUAUCUACACAUUUAUCUUUAUAUGUAUUUCUUUAUAUUUCCUUAGCUAACGUCUGUUAUGGUCUUUCUUUAUUAUUUCAUAGUUGUUGUCAUUCUGUUUAGUUUUAGCCCUCUGGUAUAGUUCUGGAUUUUUCAGCAAGUAAAGGCAUGUUUUUGUUUUUUAAACCUCCUUUAGGUUUGUGCAUGUGGCUCCUCAAUUUACUACUCAAGUAUAACUUCUUUGCACUGUCAGAUCUGAGAGUACACUGGCUGUUAAAGCCGUUUAAACACAUUACUUUAUUUACUUUCAUUAACUUUUACACUGACUUUGAGUUUGACAUUGACUUUGGCUAAAGUGAAUCUCUGAAGUCUUUGAUGAUGAACCAGUGAAGUGAAAUUCUCCCUUUAAAGUUUUUAAAGAUUUUAUUUAUGCAUGUAUUUACACACAAAAGAGCUGUUUUAUCUUUCAUAAACAUAUUUGUGCAGGAAGUAAUUUCAUAUUUUUCUUCCUCUUUCAGAGAAGCCAGAAAGAGAGAAAAGGGACUUCUCUGCAGAGUUUAGAUGUUCACACAAAAUUGAACCUAAUGCCCAAAUCUUGCCUUCUGCAUUAUAUAAUCACUGUAAUUGUAUAACAAUGAGUCCUAAUAUCACAGUGUGUGUGUGUGUGUGUGUGUGUGUGUGUGUGUGUGUGUGUGUGUGUGUGUGAGAGAAAAUGCCAGUCUAACUCCAAGCACUUUGCUUUGCAUACCUGUUUUUAUUAAUCUCUUUGGUGCAUGUAAAGCUGGAGCAGGUGGGGCUCAAAGCUCAGAUGUUGGAAGUGUGAAAGUACUUAUGCAGAUGGGUAGUGCACACUGCCCCCUUGUGACAAUAAGGAGGAACGGCAGGCUGUAUACAUAUUUAAAGUUGAGGUUAAUAAAAUAUUUUACACCGAUCGCUGUUUGUUUUGCUGUAAGCUCAGCAUCAACCACACAGAGGAAUAAAGUUGGAGAGAGUGUGUGAAUUUACUGAAGGAAAAGGAAUUUUUGAACAAUUACAAUAUCACAUGUAGACGUGGUGAUUGUGAUCCCAGUAAAGAUGAAAUGUUUGUGUUUUUUUCUAAAUAAAUCAAGUAUUUUCUUUA
Haplochromis burtoni (Burton's mouthbrooder) is the source of this 3241-nucleotide messenger RNA. Its product is annotated as sterol 26-hydroxylase, mitochondrial. Gene Ontology annotation, cellular component: mitochondrial inner membrane. The transcript has 10 exons. The record is from RefSeq and is a predicted model, not a curated record. Gene Ontology annotation, molecular function: monooxygenase activity; oxidoreductase activity, acting on paired donors, with incorporation or reduction of molecular oxygen; heme binding. Gene Ontology annotation, biological process: C21-steroid hormone biosynthetic process; cholesterol metabolic process; cellular response to peptide hormone stimulus. Lineage: Eukaryota; Metazoa; Chordata; Actinopteri; Cichliformes; Cichlidae. The coding region runs from base 186 to 1793 and encodes 535 amino acids.